AAAGCGCGAGAAACAAUGCCAGAACAAAGUAGUGAAGGGAGAGUAUUUCGAAGGCGACCCAACGCUUGUUAGUUCUGAGCGUCUGUUUUCCUCUCUCUCUCUCUGAAUUCUUUGUUUCCCUCGAAACCCCAAAUUUCUCCGGCUUAUCGGGCGAUGGAUCUGUAACCCGUUUCGCCGACAGCCUCGCUUUUGGGUUUUCAAACUCCCCCCUCACUGUAGAUGCUCUUUAUUAACCCUAGCCCAUCUAGUGGAUUACCUUUGCUAAGGCUCUCUACAGAAAACUUAUCCUCGCUAUCUCCGGCAUGGCUAAUAACCCACCGGAAGGCCUAGGCGAUGAUUUCUUUGAACAGAUCUUAUCAAUUCCUUACACGGGAAACGACUCCGCUUUGGCGGGAAAUGACGGGAAUUUGGCGGGAACAGCGGGUUCGAUGGUCCUGCAGUUGAGCUCUGGAGAUGGUUCUAGCCACGUUGCCGGAGGUGGUUUCCAGGGAACGGUUUUCCCGCUGGGUUUGAGCUUGGACCAGGCAAAGAGCGGCUUCGUGAAGCCGGAGGAGGCGUCGGGGGGCGAUAAACGGUUUCGGGAGGAAACUGACGGAAGAGCUCCUUCUGGAAAAAACGAUGGAGACUCUGUGCAUUUGACGAAUCUAUUUCCGGCGUUUGGACAUUUACAGACAAACCCAGUUCGGCCUGCCACUCCUCAGGUCCACCAGCCAUUUCAUGGCCAGCCUACACCAGCCACCGUUGCUAGCGUGGCACACCCACCGGCCAUCCGACCGAGAGUGCGGGCUAGACGAGGGCAAGCCACCGAUCCUCACAGUAUUGCCGAGAGGUUACGCAGAGAAAGAAUAGCCGAAAGAAUGAAAGCUUUGCAGGAAUUAGUUCCUAGCUCCAACAAGACAGAUAGGGCGGCCAUGCUUGAUGAAAUUGUGGAUUAUGUGAAGUUCCUCAGGCUCCAGGUCAAGGUUUUAAGCAUGAGUAGACUGGGGGGAGCUGGUGCAGUAGCACAGCUUGUUGCUGACAUCCCGCUGACCUCAGUUGAGGGAGAAGGCAGCGAAGGUAGAAGCAGCCAGCGAGCAUGGGAGAAGUGGUCAAACGACGGAACAGAGAGACAAGUAGCAAAGCUGAUGGAAGAAGAUGUUGGGGCUGCGAUGCAAUUUCUACAAUCAAAGGCACUCUGCAUCAUGCCCAUGUCUCUAGCCGCUGCUAUCUACCACACACACCCUCCAGAAGCCCCUACGACUCCGAUUGUGAAGCCCGAGUCAAGCGCCCCCUCGUAGUCGUAGAGAUGUCAAAGAAAAGGGGGUUCAUACUUGCACGUGCCCAUCAUGCCCCAGGUCCCACCUUUUAUUAAUGCUCUGAUUCUGAUUUCUGACCCCACCACGCACUAUUUUAGUAUUUGCUACUCAGAAUUCAGAAAUCGUCUUACACCCACGCGGCAUUGCAAUCAAAGUCAGAUACCAUAUAUAUUCGCUUUUGACAGUUUUCUCAAACAGGACCUGAUGUCAUGCUCAUGCCUAGAAAAACUGCGGGCACUUGUUAUUUCCUGCUAGAUCAGAAUUCAGAACCAAGGGAAGGAGUCUCACUGGCUCACUGCUAUUGCAAUGUUAAAUCUUUUUUUUUAAUGUUUUUCAACCCCACCUGGGUGGGGGAGGAGGGGUAGUGGUGGAUGGCCAGAAUACAUUUUUUUCGUUGGUGGGGACCGUCUUUUUUGAUAGUGGGUGGUGGGACAUUCUAAAAGAGAGUGAUGGGCACAUGGGUAUAUGUAAUGUAACUAUGAUGUAUUCACUAUUCAGAGGAAGAUUUAAUGAAAGUUGAAAUAGAUAAUGGCCGGUCAUUUUUAGAAA
Messenger RNA from Nelumbo nucifera (sacred lotus), 1844 nucleotides. It is a transcript of the gene UNE12, whose product is annotated as basic helix-loop-helix (bHLH) DNA-binding superfamily protein. Gene Ontology annotation, cellular component: nucleus. Gene Ontology annotation, biological process: regulation of transcription by RNA polymerase II. Gene Ontology annotation, molecular function: RNA polymerase II cis-regulatory region sequence-specific DNA binding; DNA-binding transcription factor activity, RNA polymerase II-specific; protein dimerization activity. NCBI's taxonomy places the organism in Eukaryota, Viridiplantae, Streptophyta, Magnoliopsida, Proteales, Nelumbonaceae. The record is from RefSeq and is a predicted model, not a curated record.